AUGUCGGGAUCCAACCUCUCCGACCGGUCCGCCGCCUCUACUCCUCCGGUCGUGAAGCCGCCGAAUCCCUUCGACUCUUCCGCCGGCUCCACCGCCGCCACUCUUCCCGAUCCUGCCUACAUUCGUGAUGUUCCCAUCGAACGUCGCGUUCCGGUCAUCCUCUCCCACAACGAGGCGAAUUUUUAUGCUUGGAAGACAUACUUCAAUCUCCUUUUUCGUGAGUAUAACCUGCAGGACCACAUCGACGACACAGCCAACCUCUUCGUCCUGAACCGUGACGCCGACUGGCUAGCGAUCGACGCCACCAUCAUCAGGUGGCUCUUCCUCACCGUGUCCAAGGACAUCUUCCACACCGUCGUUCGCGACAAGGAUGAUGCAUGCACGGUGUGGAACAAGAUCGUCGGCCUCUUCACCGACAACAAGCUCCAACGGAUCGUCUUCCUGCAGCAGGAGUUCUUCGGGUGCCAUCAAAACGACUCCUCCGUCGACGCCUUCUGCAUGCGUCUCAAGACCCUCUCCGACGAGCUCAAUGACAUCGGCUUCAAGGUGGGCGACGAGUUGCUCCUCUCCACCCUCACCGCCGGCCUCAAUGAGGAUCUCGGCAACGCCGCCUCCAACCUCACCCUCAUGGCGAACCCUACCUACGAGCGGGCGGUGGCUUAUCUUCGUCUCGAGGAACGCCGGUUGAAGCAUCUUCGCUCCCGUGCCGUUCAUACCGCCUUCGCCGCUGGCUACUCGCGCGGUGGCCCCGCGCCCUCAGGCGCGCCUCCCGGCUUCCCAGCGCCGUACCAGGCGCCCCGGCCACCGGCGCCUUCCGCGCCGCAAGGCGCCUACGGCGCCCCCUACCAGCAGCGACCACCGGCUCCUCCUGCGACUCUUCCUCAACAACCGCCGCAGCAGCAGCCCCAGCAGAAGCAGCGCCAGAGGCGCCGCGGCCGCGGCAAAGGCCAGACGCAGCAGCAACAGCCGCGCCCCGGGCCUGUCCAGCAGCAGCCGACGCCGCCUUGGGGGGGUGGCCACAACCCCUGGACAGGGUUUGUGCACGCCUACACCAUGCCCGUGCCCCGCCCACCCGCUCCGAGCCUCCUUGGGCCCGGUCCCUCCAGUCAUCAGGCAUUCUUCGCCGGUCCGCAACCCGGUCCGGUCGCUCCACCGACCUACUACUCUCCUGCUCCGGUUGGCUAUGGCGGGCCAACCACCAACACAGGCGUGACCGACUCCUCCGGCUAUCCCGCGCCGGUCUCUUAUGAUCCGGCCCUACUUGCUGCUCUUCAUCAGCAGCCUCCGGCCGGGGCUUAUUCCGGAGGUGGCGAUUGGUUUAUGGACACCGGUGCAUCUUCGCACAUGGCCGCUUACCCGGGUAACCUCUCUUCUGCGUCUCCUAUUCACACUUCUUCUCGUAUCAUUGUCGGUAAUGGUGCUGGUCUCCCUAUCACUCAUAUUGGUUCUACCAGUUUUCCUUCGAACUCUAGACCACUUUAUCUCAAUAAUGUUCUUGUGUCUCCUGAACUCAUUCAGAAUUUAGUCUGUGUUCGUAAACUUUCUCGAGAUAACUCUGUAACUGUGGAAUUUGACGAAGUUGGUUUUUCUGUUAAGGACGCCCUCACCCGGAUGGGCGUCCCCUGGACGCACGGCACUCUGGCUCCUGCCCGCUGCUUCGCCAGGCUCACCGACCUACGAGCCGGCCUCCACGUCGGCCUCCACGCCGGCCUCCCCGGCUGCUUCAUCGUCGGGCCCCGCGCCGGCCUCUCCAGCUGCUUCAUCGCCGGGCGCCGCGCCGGCUUCUGA
Molecule: messenger RNA, 1788 nt
Organism: Aegilops tauschii subsp. strangulata
Lineage: Eukaryota; Viridiplantae; Streptophyta; Magnoliopsida; Poales; Poaceae
Source: RefSeq, a predicted model, not a curated record